AUGAAUGUUGGUCCGGGUGGUGAUAUUGGUAACAUUGAGACUGAGCCAACUGAAGCAUUGAACAUGAAAGCUCUAGCUAUUGUCACAAGAGUUCGUGAAAAAUUGACUGGUAAAGAUUUUAUACAUGAACAAGAACUAACUGUCCCCAGACAAGUGAAUUUACUCAUACAACAGGCCACUGCCAACGAAAACCUUUGUCAAUGCUACAUUGGUUGGUGUCCGUUUUGGUGA
Molecule: messenger RNA, 231 nt
Organism: Macrosiphum euphorbiae (potato aphid)
Lineage: Eukaryota; Metazoa; Arthropoda; Insecta; Hemiptera; Aphididae
Source: the annotation of a GenBank genome assembly